GUGAGUUCUAUAGUCCAUGCCAGUAACAAAGGCAACAUGAUGUUGUUUCUGUUUGGAUUAUUUCUGCAGUUGGUGGUUGCAGCAUGGGCGCAACAUGACUAUUAUUACUCAGACCAUGACUAUACAGGUGAUGACCAGUGGGUAAAUCUUUUUAGACAGGGAUUUAACUUCCAGUGCCCCCAUGGGCAGGUUAUCGUUGCAAUACGAAGUAUGUAUAGUAAAAAAGAUGGGUCGGACAGGCGGUGGAACUACGGAUGCAUGCCCACUGGUUAUGAGCUUGGGGAACCUACAGAAUGCUGGUGGGAAGAGAUUAACAGAGCAGGCAUGGAAUGGUAUCAGACAUGCUCAAAUAAUGGACUUGUUGCUGGAUUUCAGAGUCAGUACUUUGAUGCUGUGCUGGAUCGGGAAUGGCAAUUUUACUGCUGCAGAUACAGUCGAAGAUGUUCAUAUGGUUGUUGGCUGACAAAUGAAUAUCCUGGACAUUAUGGCGAAGAUGCGGAUAUGAUUAAUUAUUCUUAUGGAUAUUACAUCAGAGGAGCAACUACCACUUUCUCUGGAGUUGAAAGGGACCGUCAAUGGAAAUAUAUCAUAUGCAGGAUGACUGAUUUCAACUGUGAAUUUGAAAAUUUUUAAGAAAACGCGUUAUGAAAUCAGCAAAAGGAUUUAAAUUGCUAUGUUUUGAUCUAUUUUUUCUUGUUAUUUUCUUUUUCUUUAUUUACUCCUUUUGUACCUUUGUCUUAAUCUUCUAAUUCACAAUUGCUCAGAUCUUUGUAUUUGAGAGUAAAAUAUAUUUCCGUAGAGCACAAACAAGUCGUUAUAUUUAGCACAGGUCAGUUAUUCAAUACACGUUUUGCAAUAUUGUUCCGAAUAUUUUAAUUAUAUAAAUACAUUUGCUUAUGCAAAUAAAAAAGGAUAUGAAUGGACUCUUCUCUUAUCCCUGGGUAGUGAUUGAUAAAUAUAUCAGUGUAAACAAAAAUGAUAAAGAAAUAAAGUUAUAAUUCAAAUCAA
Molecule: messenger RNA, 1008 nt
Organism: Bombina bombina (fire-bellied toad)
Lineage: Eukaryota; Metazoa; Chordata; Amphibia; Anura; Bombinatoridae
Gene: DPT
Product: dermatopontin
Exons: 4
Coding region: 37-633 (198 amino acids)
Biological process (GO): collagen fibril organization
Cellular component (GO): extracellular matrix
Molecular function (GO): extracellular matrix structural constituent
Source: RefSeq, a predicted model, not a curated record